AAAUUACUACGCUUAAAUCAAUAGACUAGAAUCUAUAUCUGAUUAGCUUAUCAACCAAUACCGAAAUGACUGCUGCUCCUGCUGAAAAAUACGAAUACCCUCCAAUCCCCUCCCAACAAGAAUUAGAUGAACAUGAUGUUCCAUUUCUUCAUAGAGAUCAAUGUUCAUCUCAUUUGAUCAACUAUUAUAAAUGUCUUGACAAGGGAACCUCUUUCUGUAACAAGACUAAAGAUGAAUUUUACAAAUGUCAAUAUCUUUUAUUAAAAGAAAGACUUGAUAAACAUACUUAGUUGAAGACUAUUAUACUUUUUAUCUUAUUUGUUUUAUUAGAUUUUCUUUCAUAGCAUUUCACCAGUUGAAGAUUAGGAAUGAAAUAACGAAUUUGUU
Messenger RNA from Hyphopichia burtonii NRRL Y-1933, 387 nucleotides. RefSeq lists its product as uncharacterized. Gene Ontology annotation, cellular component: mitochondrion. Bases 66 to 290 code for a protein of 74 amino acids. The transcript has 2 exons. The record is from RefSeq and is a predicted model, not a curated record. Lineage: Eukaryota; Fungi; Ascomycota; Pichiomycetes; Serinales; Debaryomycetaceae.